Molecule: messenger RNA, 4511 nt
Organism: Argiope bruennichi
Lineage: Eukaryota; Metazoa; Arthropoda; Arachnida; Araneae; Araneidae
Product: NAD-dependent protein deacetylase sirtuin-1-like
Exons: 11
Coding region: 191-2152 (653 amino acids)
Molecular function (GO): NAD+ binding
Source: RefSeq, a predicted model, not a curated record
GGUUGGCAUGCUCCCGCCUCGCGCCGUGUACUCGUACUGCAGACGGGGGAAGUAUUGAGGUGUUUUAUCAGCAGCUGUUUGGUGAUGAGUAUCAUCUGCGCUUUGAGUUUUCAUGUAGCAGGGAGUUAUUCUUCCUUGAUUAGCAGCCAUAUUUUAUUACAGUUUGAUACUUGAAUUUUGGCCAUACUUUAUGAUGGAAUCGCAAGCCAAAUCUGUUUUAAAUGAAGUGACAUCAUCAAGCGAUUGUCCUACUGAUCAUCUAGAUGAAGGCACAUCUCUUGCAUCAGGCUUUAAUGUGUCGGAUUCGAACAGUGUCCAUAUCCCGACAAUUAGUGGUUCUCAGCCGUUAGCUUUCCCAAAUGAUCAAAAUGAUUUUGUCAUUGAUAAUUCAACAAAUAUGUUUGGUCAUGAAGCAUGUAAUCAGUCUGAAAUGGUUCCUCCUGGAAGAGAAUCUGAAGAUAAUGAUUUAGAAGACCAAGACUCUAUUAGUGAGUUAUCUGGCUUAAGUGAUUUAUCAAAUAUUAGUGAAGACGGGGAUCUGAAUUCUGACCAAGAGUCUUGGAUUCAAAAGCAAAAGAACUGUGGAAUGGACCCAAGAAUGAUACUUGGAGAGAUAUUACCAAAAGGGACACUUAUUCCCCCAAAUGUUAAUGAUGGCUUGUUGUGGCGAUAUAUUAUCAAUAUGCUGAAUGAACCUAAGCGUUCAAAAUUGACAGAUAUAAAUACAUUGGACGAUGCUGUAAACCUGCUACGGACUUGUAAAAAUAUAGUUGUGCUGACAGGAGCAGGUGUAUCUGUAUCCUGUGGUAUUCCAGACUUUCGUUCUAGGAAUGGUAUAUAUGCUCGUUUGAGCAAAGAUUAUCCAGACCUUCCAGAUCCUCAAGCAAUGUUUGAUAUUGUUUACUUUCGACGCGAUCCCAGGCCAUUUUUUAAAUUUGCAAAGGAAAUUUAUCCUGGACAAUUUCAGCCUUCGCCUAGCCAUCGAUUCAUAAAACUACUUGAAAAACAAGGGAAACUAUUGAGAAAUUAUUCCCAAAAUAUUGAUACUUUAGAGCAUGCAGCUGGAAUAAAAAAUGUUAUUACUUGUCAUGGUUCAUUUGCCACUGCAACUUGUACCAGAUGCCGUUAUAAAGUAGAUUCAUCUGUUAUCAAGGAAGACAUUUUUAAUCAAACUAUACCUUAUUGUCCUGUUUGUCCUGCUGAACUUGGUGAAAGGGGAAUAAUGAAACCUGAUAUAGUGUUUUUUGGAGAAGGUUUGUCUGAUGAAUUUCAUGAAUGUUUGAAUGAUGACAAGCAAGUGUGUGAUCUACUUAUUGUAAUUGGUUCAUCGCUUAAAGUACGGCCAGUUGCAAUGAUUCCCAGUUCAAUACCAAAUCAUGUCCCGCAGAUUUUAAUAAAUAGGGAGCCUUUAAAACAUCUAACGUUUGAUAUCGAACUUCUUGGUGAUUGUGAUGUUAUCAUUGGUGAACUCUGUCGAAGGUUGAAAUCGGAAUGGGAUCUAGGGGAUGACAUACCUGGUACACCUUUGAAAGAAGUUAAUGUUAAUUCUUCAUCAAAAGAUAACGUUCAUGCUCUAAGUGACUUUGCUUCCUUAGACUCAACAGAUUUUGGUGAAAUAAAUAAUAAUUUUGAGUUUACUCAAGGGCAGACUAAUGGUGGUCCAUCAAGUUUGUCCCAAAGUGAAGAGAGUAACAGUUGUGAUUACCAUGGUUUAUCUGCAAUAAAACUGGAUGACAGUGAAGAUGGGUCAAAUCAAGGCCAACUUUUCCCCGAUUCUACUAAUCAGGAGGCUGUUCCGAAACUAGAUGAUAUUUAUAAUGCUAGUUCUUGGACAGAUAACAUUAAAGAUCCUUUUAACAGAAAGUUGCCUGACCACAGUUAUCUCUUUAUUCCCCCAAAUCGGUAUAUUUUCCAAGGUGCUGAAGUGUAUAGAGAAGAUGAUGAUGAUUGUUGUAGUACAUCAACAGAUUAUUCUUCAGACAGUGAUUCCCCACAGAGGCCUCCCUCAGAUGAUGGUGUAGGAGAUUUGAAUAGUGGUUUAUCAUUACAGAGCCAAUAUAAUAUACCUACCCAAUCUGACAGUGACCAAUCGUGUCCUGUCGGUGAAUGUGGUGUCAAUAGCAAACAUUCAAAUGAAAGUCCAAAUACGUAAAUUAAAAUUUUAGUUUUAUCAUAUACCACUGCUGUUUUAUUGUAAUAUUUUCUAAUUCUCUCUGUAAAAUGUAGCCCAAAACACAUUGUACAUGUCCUACCAUUUUGGUCUUAUUUUUUAAAUGUUUGAUGUGCAGAUAGAUUUUAAAUAUCUUUGAAAAAUACAAAACCAACAUAUGAGAUCUGUCCAUGUGUAGUUUUUAAUCAUUCUUGUUUUUCUAUUUGAAGUAUUAAAGUCUUCAAAAUAUGCUGAAUGUCUUGCUUUAGAUAAACUGAUGCCAUUUUUUCUUAAGUAAGGAAUGUUUCCAGAGUAUGUCUAGAUAGUUGAGAUGGAACUCCAUUAUUUGGAAACAUUCAAUUUAGGUCGUUUAGAACAUAACAAUUUGCUUAAGAAAAUGUAGGACAAUCAUCCUUUUGACUUUUUCGCUGAAAAACAAAAAUGCAGGAUUUGCUUGUAUAUAUGUCAUUUUUCCUUAACUCGAGUGUGCAAUUGUGAAAUGAUUUUUUUUUUUUUUUUUUUUUUUUUUUUACUCCCAAUAUUUUUAUAAGCAAUUUUGUUAACAUCAUUUUUUUUUCCUUCACAUGUAUCAUUUUCAAACUUGUUUCAGUUUGUGCUUUAAAGUCUUCAGAAUGGCAUUUUACAAUAAGUGUUUUUCUUAAUUUCUGAUCAGCAGUAAGAAACUAUUUCUUACUUCGUUAAUGUUAUUACCGAUUUAAAGUGAAUAUUUGUUGAAAUGUUUUUCCUUUGCACAUUGUUAAUGUAUAUAUAUUGUGUGUAAUGAUAAAAAUUUAAGCACAGAAUUUUACUUGUAAAAAUGUGCACAUAAUAAAAUAGUUAUAUGCAACCAAUUGUAUCAUGCUAUUUUUACUUAUGAAUGGAAAGUCUAAUAGGCAGAAAUUUAGUGAUUUCUAUUUUAGUUCAUAAUUGUAAAAUUAAUGCAUUGUGCUUUGAAAUAUUUUUUUCUAAUAUUGUGCCAAAUCAGUUGGAUGCAACUAAAAAUAAUUCUUUUUAUUUCUUACAAAUUUGUUGUAUUGAGUUCAGAUUUCAUAGAUAUGAAUAAUUUUCAAACAAAUUUUCCAUAAUUUCAUAUUUUUUGCCAAGUGGAAUUUAACUGAAACCUGGCUGUAAUUUUCUAAUUAUUAGAUAUAUAUAAUUAAAUUUUCUAUAAUUUGGGACCAAUGAUAAACUUAGUAAGCAUUUUCUAUUUGUAACAGUAUCUCCCUGUUUGUAAAAUUUCAUUUACAUUAUCUACAUAUCAUGAAUCUUAAUCCCGAUUUUCUGCACUUUUAUAGUUAUCUCUCCAGGGGGUUAAAAAAUCUUUUUCAUUUCUAUUCUGUAAAUUUCAUUAGUUAAAAAGUAAUAAACAAAAUUAAAUUUUACUUAGCAAUUUUUCUUAUUAAUUGCCAUGGUUGAAGUGAGAAAAUAUGUGCAAUGUCUUGUAAGAAUGUGUAUCAUAUAGGAUUUUUUUUCCUUUGAGUUCUUGUGAUAUUUAAUUAGUGUACCUUGCUAUUGUUAUGUUAUGGUUUCUAUUAGAUAAUUAAUGGUUUCAGUUUUUGUGGCAUUCAUAUAUAUGUGAAGUUUUAAUUUUUUUAAAGGUUAUACUUUAAAUUUUGCUUCUCAUUAAUUUAUUUUUCUUAUUGUGCAUAAUUUUAAUAGUCUACUAAUAUCUUAUUUACAACAGCCAGAUUUUCUUGUGCUAUGGUGCUUUAUAAUGUUGCAGUUACUGUUUGGUUUCAGUUUCUCGAAAUAAUGGGUUCUGUAUAUAAUGCUUAAUGUUUCUUAUUAAGUAGGACUCUAUUUUUUUUUUCUGUUAGAAUUUUAUAUUAAGUUUAAAUUAUGUUUAAUUUUUUUACUAAGCUUUGAACUGGUAAAUGUAUUUUUGCCUGCUUCUGUGGGAGUUUGAACCUGUCUUCUGUGCAAAACUCUUAACUAAUCAAUUCAAUCUUAGUAAUUUUUAGUGCUUUUUUUUUUCCCUGAAUGUUUCUCUUGAAGCAUUUUUAAGUGCUGCAAUAUAUUUUUUAUCAACAUUGUUGGAAAUGUUUUCAUUUCUAUGUAUGUAUUGUAUUAUAGUCUUUGUUUGUGAUCUUCUAUUUAAAUUGUGUGAAGAUUUAGCUGCUGUAUUUAUGUAUAGAAGUAUAUAUUAAAAACUGUCGUAUAUUAUACAUCUUAAUUUGUAACAGUUUAAGAAAAACAGAAAAUAAAUUUGAAAUUUGUAAAAAACAUUUAUUUUUAUUAUCUCUGUUUUUGUGAAGGCUUAAUCUUAAAAUUCAGCCUCAGAAUUCAAAUUGAUUGUGCUAGAUAUUUUGAAGAGAAAGUAAAACUGGAAUUUUAAAUUAAAAUUACUUUGAAGUUAAUAAAA